UAUUUUAUUCGUGUUGACUGUGUUACUCAUUCAAAGUGCCCAGGGGAUGUGAAUAAUCAGUGUCACUUAUUUGUUUUUACUUAGGGUCAGUUUCACUUUGUUUUCUGUAUCCCUGAAUCAAGUCUACAAGCUGAGCAAUGACCAUAGUUGACAAAGCUUCUGAAUCUUCAGGCCCGUCAGCCUAUCAGAAUCCACCUGGCAGUUCGGAGGCGGUCUCACCUGGAGACAUGGAUGCGGGUUCUGCCAGCUGGGGUGCUGUGUCUUCGUUAAAUGAUGUUUCAAACCACACCCUUUCUCUAGGACCAGUACCUGGUGCUGUAGUUUACUCCAGUUCUUCUGUAUCUGAUAAAUCAAAGCCAUCACCACAGAAAGAUCAAGCCCUAGGUGAUGGCAUUGCCCCUCCGCAGAAGGUUCUCUUCCCGUCUGAGAAGAUUUGCUUGAAGUGGCAGCAGACUCACAGAGUUGGAGCUGGCCUCCAGAAUUUGGGCAAUACCUGCUUUGCCAACGCGGCACUGCAGUGCCUCACCUACACGCCGCCUCUCGCCAAUUACAUGCUGUCGCACGAGCACUCCAAGACCUGUCACGCAGAAGGAUUUUGUAUGAUGUGUACGAUGCAAGCACACAUCACCCAGGCGCUCAGCAAUCCCGGGGAUGUGAUCAAGCCCAUGUUUGUCAUCAACGAGAUGCGCCGGAUAGCCCGACACUUCCGUUUUGGAAACCAAGAGGAUGCCCAUGAGUUCCUUCAGUACACUGUCGACGCUAUGCAAAAAGCAUGCUUGAAUGGCAGCAAUAAGUUAGACAGACACACCCAGGCCACCACAUUGGUUUGUCAGAUAUUUGGAGGAUACCUAAGGUCCAGAGUCAAAUGUUUAAAUUGCAAGGGCGUUUCUGAUACUUUUGAUCCAUAUCUUGAUAUUACAUUGGAGAUAAAGGCCGCGCAGAGCGUGAACAAGGCCUUGGAGCAGUUUGUGAAGCCGGAGCAGCUGGACGGAGAGAACUCCUACAAGUGCAGCAAGUGUAAAAAGAUGGUUCCUGCGUCCAAGCGGUUCACGAUCCACAGGUCCUCCAACGUGCUCACGCUCUCUCUGAAGCGCUUUGCCAACUUCACUGGUGGGAAGAUUGCUAAGGACGUGAAGUAUCCUGAGUACCUCGACAUCCGGCCGUACAUGUCUCAGCCGAGUGGAGAGCCCAUCAUUUACGUUCUGUACGCGGUGCUGGUGCACACGGGCUUUAACUGCCAUGCUGGCCAUUACUUCUGCUACAUCAAGGCCAGCAACGGGCUCUGGUACCAGAUGAACGACUCCAUCGUGUCCACCAGUGACAUCAGAUCCGUCCUCAGUCAGCAGGCUUACGUCCUCUUCUACAUCAGGUCCCACGACGUGAAGAAUGGAGGUGAUCUUCCUCACGCCGCCCACAGCCCCGGCCAGUCGUCCCCUCGCCCGCUCCUCAGUCAGCGGGGGGUCAGCAGCAAGCAGGCGGCGCCGGGCUUCAUCGGGCCGCAGCUCCCCACGCACGUGCUGAAGAAUCCUCCUCAAUUAAAUGGGACCGGACCGUUGAAAGACGCACCAGGCAGCUGCAUGUCCAGUCCCAAUGGGAGUUCCAGCGUCAACAGAGCUAGUCCUGUGCACGCCUCGACUUCGGUGCAGAGCUGGUCGGUGAACAGGCCCUCUGCUGCCCCGGAACACCCCAAGAAGCAGAAGAUCACCAUCAGUCUCCACAACAAGCUGCCUGUGCGCCAAGGCCCGUCCCCAGCCGGCCCCCACGGCGGUCCCUCGGAGAGCCCGGGCAAGCCGGCCCCCUGCGCCACCGUCUCCACUCCCGCAGUACAGCCUACCUCGAACGCGGCCAGCGCCGUCCCCAAGCCCGUCGCCCCCGCCGAAGCCUGCUCCGCCCCCAUGGUCAACGGCACGGCCAAGCUCAGCCCCAAGCUCAGCCCCAAGCUCAGCCCCGGCGUGCUCGUGCCCUACGGGGCCGAGUCAUCGGAGGAGUCGGACGAGGAGCCCAAGGGCCUGCGCCGAGAGCACGGGCUCGGGGCCAGGCUGCCCGAGAACUGCCCGCCUGCCCGCGCCGAGGCCGGAAGCAGCCCCGCCUGCCAGCAGGAGCCUGUCCACGGUGCUAAGGGCGCAGACAGCGAAGCCACGGAAAGCGGGCCGUCUGUGGAUGGCGCCAGCUGCCAAGUCGCGCCUGCUGUGCCCUCAGAAAGCUCCUUUGCUAAGGCCAAUGGUCUUCCUGGAAAGUUGACACCUGCUCCUUUGCCAUCUCUCCCAGAAGACGAGAUCUUAGAGACCUGCACACUCAGUAGCAAAGCGCAAGGCGCGGCAGGCGAGACGAGCGGCAGCUGCCUGGCACCGGCGGUGGACAACAGCCCAGAGGAUCCCACAGCAGAGCCCGAGCCCGAGGCUGGCGCAGUGCCACCGGAGACAUGGGAGAGGGCCGCCGGCCUCGUCGGGAGCAGCCGGAAGGCCCUGCCGCCCUCCGACCCUGGUGGCGCCUCCUCCAAAGAAGGCCCUGAUGAGGCCUCGACGGUAGCCAAGGAGCCCGUGCCCGGGGCCAGCGGCCCGUGCCCCAGCCCCCAGCCUGCCGCGGGGGACAGCCAGCCCUCCCAGCAGGACUAUGGCAGCUGCUCCGGGGCCCCUGGCAGCCCACUGCAGGAGGUGACAGGGCCGCUGGCGGGCAGUCCCUCGGACCCAGCGCCCCCGGAGAGGGCAACUGAGCUGAGCCCAGUGCCCGUGGCAUCUGCCGAGGCUGCCUGUGAGCGCAAACUGUCAGUGCACCUCAGUGGGGACUGGGGCCGCGACCCUGAGGGGCCUGCCGCGCCCCCUGCACAGCCGGCCAGGACCGCAGGAAGCCAGCCUGAAGGGGGCUCUGGGCAGAGCCGCGGGGACAGGGGCGAGGAGAGCAAAGGUGGGCACAGCGGCCUGGAGCGGUCUCCGGUUAAGGAGAGAGUGGGCGGCCCGCGGAAGGUGGACCGGGGCCAUUACCGCACCUGGCGGGACCGCUCCUCCAGCGGGGAGCACGUGCGGGAGAGCCGCAGCAAGACCCAGGAGCACCGGCACCGGAAGCGGCACUAUGACCGGGAGCGGGCCCGGCCCGAGCGCCACCCGGCCGAGCCCUGCGGCGCCCAGCACCCCCUGAGCCCCGGUGACCGGCACUCCCUGGGCACCUACGGCCACCACCACUCGCGCCCCAGGAGCGCCUCGGCCCAGGGCUGGAGCAGGUGCCACCCGUCAGAGAGCGAGCACGCCUGGGGCCGGGGCAAGUACUACCCGGACAGGAUGCGGUGGGACAAGUGCAGGUACUACCACGACAGGUACACCCCGUACGCGCCCCGGGACUGGAAGCCCUUCCACAGCGGCCGGCCCUGCAAGGACUACCGCUGGAGCGGCCGGGGCUACGAGGCUCUGGCCAGGGACAGGCAGCGGCACCACGCGCACAGCACCCGCACGGCCACCACAGCCCCGGGCCCCGAGAAAGUGGCCCAGGUGGCUCACGAUGGCGCUGCCAGCCUCGCUGAGCGCUUUCACGAGCACGAGGAGCUGCGGUCCCGGAAGCGGAGGUAUGGCAGUGUGGACAGCGACGACGGCCAUGACAGCCACGCGGCCAGGAAGGCUCCCCGGAGCCCGCAGAGGGACUUGGCGGAGGAGCCGAAAGCCAAGAAGCACAAAAAGUCCAAGAAAAAGAAAAAAUCCAAAGAUAAACACCGAGAGCGGGACUGCAGGCAUCAGGACUCAGACCUGGCGGGAGCAAACUCCGACGCAGACCUCCACCGCCACCGGAAGAAGAAGAAGAAAAAGAAGAGGCAUUCGAGGAGAUCGCAGGACUUGGCGAAGGCCCCUGAGCGAGGCCUGCCAAAAGCCACGAGCUAUGGCACUGGGGACCGCUGGCACAGGGGCGAGGGCAGCUUCCUGCUUGCCACCCUGCCCGGGGAGAGCCUGGGGCCUUUACGUGACAAAGCCAAGCACCUGCGGCCGGAGGGCAGGGCCAGCAGGUGCCGCCUGUCCGAGCAUGGCCAGGGUGAUUGAAAACUCAGCCUCAAAACCCCACUAGUCAUGAUUGACCGUGUUCAACAGAAGCCAUCCCCAACCCAGCUUAAAUUAUAAACACAGAGAGUAACCUUGUUCAAAUCUGCGUGGUGCUGCUUUGGUAAAUACUGUACAGAUUUUACCAUGGAGAAUUUUUUUUUUUAGUUUUUACCUUUUCUUAAUUGCCCUUAUUCCAAGUGGAUGAACACUUUCUACAACCGUGGACCCUUGUAAGAUACCGUGCACAGAGCUCACCUUGAAGCUAACGCCCUGGAACCCGACAUCUCAAAUGCUGCUUCCUUCAGCCUCAGGUCGACCCUUCUCACGUAAUGUUCCUCCACGUCAGGCAUCUGGUGCAAGACCAAGCGGGAGGCCGGGAACCACAAGUACAAACUGACCGUCUGUGUGUGUAAUUUAAAGACUUAUUUAAAGAGCCGCAGGCGCUCGAGCAGGCCUGCGAGGGCCCUGUCGGCCGCGAUGUCUGACACUAGAAACUAAUUGGCUUCAUAUUUUAGUUGUAUUCAAGAUUUGAAGAUGUAUUUUAUAGACAAGUUCUGUUUUUGAACUUUGUGGAACUAUUCCAAUCAAUUGACCAGUUAUGAUGAGUAUUUACAUUAUGAAUGUAUAAUCCAAACAUUAUUUGUAAAGCCUACAGUAUGUUUUUAUUACAUAACUUUUUUAUACAGCGUCUCUGUCUUGACUGUAUACCGGAGUCUGAGUUGUCAGCUUGGUCCCUUAAGGUUUCUAGUUACAGACAAAAUCAUACUGUGAUUUUAUUUUUACUAUGGAUAUGCUAUCAAACUGUGACACACUUACAACUCACUGGUCCUGCAUCAGGAGACGGAGUGGGGAGGACUGUAUUGAAUACAGUUUGUAUCUGAAUAAUCUGUAUGGCUUAUACAGUUUGUGUUGUUCAGAGAUGUCUAAAGUUUGAUCUUUGUUUUUUUAAAGAUUAAAAAAGCACUUGCCCCACUGUAAAUAUACAGCAUGUAAAAUUUAUAUAGUAUAUAAACAGCAGCGAAGUCACCA
Molecule: messenger RNA, 5051 nt
Organism: Ochotona curzoniae (black-lipped pika)
Lineage: Eukaryota; Metazoa; Chordata; Mammalia; Lagomorpha; Ochotonidae
Gene: USP42
Product: ubiquitin specific peptidase 42
Exons: 18
Coding region: 138-4022 (1294 amino acids)
Biological process (GO): regulation of apoptotic process; protein deubiquitination
Cellular component (GO): nucleus; cytosol
Molecular function (GO): cysteine-type endopeptidase activity; cysteine-type deubiquitinase activity
Source: RefSeq, a predicted model, not a curated record